AUGGAAUCAUUACAAACGGCGCACCAACAUGCAGCAAAUGCAGAGGAUUACCGCAGCCAAGGGUUGCUCAUCCCAGCUUCAGAAGAACACAUGAAAGCCGCAGAAGCAUUUCACGCUUGCGAAGAGAAGUCACAGGACGCAAACACAAAGACGACGCUCCGUAUGCUAUACAAUGAACAUGUAAAAGCCGGAAAGGAGCUACAGAGGAGAAUUGCGAAACUUCGUGAAGAAAAUCAGGACCCUACCCUGCCGCAAAAGACUAUGCCGAGGCAUGCACAGGUUCAUACGCACAAGAAUGGAGGCGGCUCAAAUGUCUUCCCUCACGCGCCCGCUCCUGCACCCUCCGUCCCACUGCAUGCUAGUGCUAGUAGUUCGAGUCGAUUAUUAGACUCCCACAAUAACGUCGACGAAUCAUUCAUGGUGCUUGGGCAACAGUCUGAUCCGGGUGAUGCCUUCAAUAACUUUUGGAGAAUCAUGGAGGGGAUGCUUGACAAUUUAUCUCAGCCAGUUGCUUUCGCCACAGCCCCUUUGGGUACCGAACCGCCCCCGUCGGGAAAGAAAAGCUCGCGGCGGGACGGGAGCUCAAGUAGUGACGCCGAUAUCGAACAGCCCCACACUUCUACCUUUUUUACACGGCUGGGAUUAGAUGGUAAAUUUAAGUCCAAAGUGGAUACCUUGCUUGAGGAAACGGAUGAGGAAGUAUUUGCGGAUGAAGGUAACGAGCUAUCAGAAUCCUUUUACAUGAUUCCAUCGGACUCGGAACCAUCUCGGUCGGACUUGAAGAAAGAAAAUGGAUCUCUGAAGCAAGAGCUUGAGGCGAUGUCAAAACGGUUGGCAGCCGCUGAGCGGAUCAUGCAGCUGCGCAAGGAACAAGACCAACAAUUACGCGAAAGCAUUGUGAUGGCGCGACACCAGGCACAGCGAGCAAUGGGUGCCUCGACGGUAAUAACAAGGCAAUCCGGGCAACAACCGGUAGUAGACCUCAGUGCUCUGAAUAUCAAUUUACCAGCUGUUCCAGCACCAGUGACAGCAUUGAACGUUGGCCGUGAUCGGGAGGCACAACUACUUAGUCGCAUAAGGGAGUUGGAAGAUGACGUUCGAAUUGUUCGCGUGGAGAAUGACAAACAGAAACUGACAAUCGCACGCUUUCGUGAGAGAUGGGAAAAGCUUAAGGAAUCAUCAAAGCGCAAAAAAGAUGCCAAAGCUGCUGAGGCAGCGAAGAGGGCUGUGGAUGAACUGAUCGUGGAGGAGCCUGAGGCUGAGCAAAUGUUGGAUGAGGGUUCAGCACGCCCGCCGACGUAG
Suillus subaureus is the source of this 1302-nucleotide messenger RNA. RefSeq lists its product as uncharacterized. The record is from RefSeq and is a predicted model, not a curated record. NCBI's taxonomy places the organism in Eukaryota, Fungi, Basidiomycota, Agaricomycetes, Boletales, Suillaceae. The transcript is spliced from 8 exons. The coding region runs from base 1 to 1302 and encodes 433 amino acids.